Cryptomeria japonica (Japanese cedar) is the source of this 1245-nucleotide messenger RNA. RefSeq names its product cysteine-rich receptor-like protein kinase 43. Gene Ontology annotation, molecular function: protein kinase activity; ATP binding. The coding region runs from base 97 to 1056 and encodes 319 amino acids. The transcript is spliced from 6 exons. The record is from RefSeq and is a predicted model, not a curated record. NCBI's taxonomy places the organism in Eukaryota, Viridiplantae, Streptophyta, Pinopsida, Cupressales, Cupressaceae. Gene Ontology annotation, biological process: protein phosphorylation.
UUUUUACAUGAUUGAGUUCUUGAAUUGAUCUCCUGUGCAGAAAAGUCUUCAAACAAAAUAGGUAUAGUUUUGGGUACUGUUGGCGGUUUCUUGGUGAUGUUAUUGCUAUGCCUAUUUGCAAUCAGAAGAAAAUUAAAAUCUGCGGUAUUAUGGAAGCCACUCUUCUUAAGGAAAGAGGACCCAGAUACAGAGGUGUACUCAGCGAUCGGCGAGGAACAGGGAAUGAUAUUCAAUUUGGAAAAUAUCAAGGCUGCAACUAGAAAUUUCCACGAUGAUAACAAGCUUGGAGAAGGGGGAUUUGGCUCUGUAUACAAGGGAACAAUGCUAGAUGGAAAACAAAUAACAGUAAAGAAGCUUUCUUUAAAAUCUUUGCAAGGGAAAAGGGACUUUCUAAAUGAGGUCAAAUUGGUGGCCAAAAUUCAGCAUCGAAAUCUUGUGAAGUUAUUUGGAUGUUGCACAGAGAAAUCAGAACGUUUGCUUGUUUACGAGCUAUUGGUUAAUAAUAGUCUUGACAAGAUACUAUUUCAUCCAGAGCGAAGAAAAGAGCUUGACUGGCCAAAGCGUUUGAACAUCAUAUGUGGAAUAGCUCGUGGGCUUCUAUACUUGCAUGGAGAUUCUCACCUGCGAAUCAUCCAUCGUGAUAUCAAAGCAAGCAAUAUUUUGCUUGAUGAGAAAAUGGAGCCAAAAAUAUCCGAUUUUGGCUUAGCAAGACUGAUCCGACAAGAUGAGAGUCGUGUUGAGACAAGGAUUGCUGGAACAUAUGGUUAUAUGGCACCAGAGUAUGCUAUGCUAGGUCAAUUAUCUACUAAGGCUGAUGUGUAUAGCUUUGGAGUUGUCAUUUUGGAAAUUAUAUGUGGAAGAAAAAACACUGAUAAAAGAUUAUUCCCCCAAUUUCAAAGCUUGAUAGAAUGGGUAUGGAGAUAUUACAAUGAAGGAAAUAUUGUGGAUGUGAUUGAUAGAGAAAUAAUAGAAAUUUUCUCUAUUGAGCAAGUUUCAAAUGUAUUUAUGCAGGGCUUUUAUGUACACAAGCAAAUGCAUCACUUCGUCCACCAAUGACUACUAUAUAUGCAAUGAUUUCAAACCCUUUUGUAGACAACUUACUAGAUCCCACAAUCCCUGCUUAUCUAAAUGUUGAACAAAACAACCUUCCAUUAGAUAUAUCUACAACAAUAUCAACUUCAAGAAUAACUUCCUCUACUUCAUCUACCCCUUAUUUAGCCCUCCCAUCUAUCAACUAUGCAUCAA